AUGUCUCACGCGAAAGCCAUCCGGCGCGAGAGCUCGGCGGAGUUGCCCGGGAGGCGGUGCGUCUGCCGAGCCCGAGCCCCGAGCGUGCGGGGCCGGCGGGUCACCGACUUCGGCUUCGCGAAGAUGUCGGUGUCGAGGUGGCGGGGGAGCUCGCCAGUGGCGACAGCUGCUCUGCCCGAGUCGGCCAUUCCAGCCGUGGACCACAUGCCGUCCCAGGGGUCGAAGGCAUCUCGGCUCGAUGUACCCGCCCAGAGCAGGGCGUCGUCGAGGCGGCCCUCGAGGCGGCAGGGAGACCAGUCGGUCGACUUCUGCGCGAUGUGCUCGGGCUCGGGGCAGUCGGCCGAGAGCCCCAACGCAAGGAGAGUGGGGUUCGAUUUCGGGGAAAUGAGCGAUCAAGUCGGGCCUGCUACGACAGAGUCCUCGAGCAUAUACAUUCGACCCGGGUCCACGCUGAAAUCCGUAAUGACUGUUGGAGUCGGCACUUUGCAGUGGAUGGCACCAGAGAUCAUGAGCGGCAGCACAGACUACACCGCGAAGGUGGACGUGUAUGCUUUCGGCAUGCUCCUCUUCGAGAUAAUGUGCCGCGAGCCGCCUUUCGUAGACUUCGAGAAGGGUGAGCUUCAGGCGUUGGUCACGAAGGGGGUGCGACCAGAAGUCCCGCCGGAGGUGCCAAGAUUCUACAUCAGGAUGUCGGAGUCCUGCUGGGACUCCGACCCCGAGAUGCGGCCCGACUUCGGCUCGCUGAUCUUGGAUCUGCAGGAGUACGGGCAGCUGAAGUUCAGGUUGACCCGUUGA
This is a messenger RNA of Prorocentrum cordatum, 795 nucleotides long. NCBI's taxonomy places the organism in Eukaryota, Dinophyceae, Prorocentrales, Prorocentraceae. The record is from the annotation of a GenBank genome assembly.